CGGAGUCUUCAACGUUAGCUUUUUCUGUUACAGCAAAUGGCGGACGACGCCGGUGCUGCGGGAGGCGCGGGGGCGGCCCGAGGGGGCUUCCGCGGCGGCUUCGGGACCGGGCUGCGGGGCCGCGGGCGAGGCCGCGGCAGGGGCCGAGGAAGAGGCCGCGGGGCCCGCGGAGGCAAGGCCGAGGAUAAGGAAUGGAUUCCUGUCACCAAACUCGGCCGCCUGGUGAAGGACAUGAAGAUCAAGUCUCUUGAGGAGAUCUAUCUCUUCUCGCUUCCCAUCAAGGAGUCAGAGAUUAUCGAUUUCUUCCUGGGGUCUUCUCUGAAAGAUGAGGUGUUGAAGAUCAUGCCUGUGCAGAAGCAGACACGUGCUGGUCAGCGUACCCGGUUUAAGGCUUUUGUUGCCAUCGGGGACUACAACGGCCAUGUUGGUCUGGGUGUUAAAUGCUCUAAAGAAGUUGCCACUGCUAUCCGUGGGGCCAUCAUUUUGGCGAAGCUGUCCAUCGUGCCUGUGCGCCGCGGCUACUGGGGGAACAAGAUCGGCAAGCCCCACACUGUGCCGUGCAAGGUCACUGGCCGGUGCGGCUCCGUCCUUGUGCGUCUGAUCCCGGCGCCCCGUGGAACAGGGAUCGUCUCUGCCCCGGUCCCCAAGAAGCUGCUGAUGAUGGCUGGAAUCGAUGACUGCUACACUUCGGCCCGCGGCUGCACUGCCACCCUUGGCAACUUCGCUAAAGCCACCUUCGACGCCAUCUCCAAGACCUACAGUUACCUGACUCCGGACCUCUGGAAAGAGACUGUCUUCACCAAGUCCCCGUACCAGGAGUUCACGGAUCACCUGGCGAAGACCCACACCAGAGUCUCGGUGCAGCGAACCCAGGCAGCUGCAGUGGCAACGACCUAAGUGGGUUUUGUACAAGACAAUAAAGUGAUCAGUGAAUGAAAAACUGU
Messenger RNA from Cuculus canorus (common cuckoo), 944 nucleotides. RefSeq names its product ribosomal protein S2 (gene RPS2). The coding region runs from base 37 to 897 and encodes 286 amino acids. Gene Ontology annotation, biological process: translation. The transcript is spliced from 7 exons. Gene Ontology annotation, molecular function: RNA binding; structural constituent of ribosome. NCBI's taxonomy places the organism in Eukaryota, Metazoa, Chordata, Aves, Cuculiformes, Cuculidae. Gene Ontology annotation, cellular component: ribosome; cytosolic small ribosomal subunit. The record is from RefSeq and is a predicted model, not a curated record.